Ceratotherium simum simum (southern white rhinoceros) is the source of this 2474-nucleotide messenger RNA. NCBI's taxonomy places the organism in Eukaryota, Metazoa, Chordata, Mammalia, Perissodactyla, Rhinocerotidae. The record is from RefSeq and is a predicted model, not a curated record.
CAGUGUUAGGCAUAGUCCUGAGCACUUCAUAUAUAUGAGCUCAUUUAAUUCUUACAGCCCUGAAAGGUAGGUGUUAUCAGUCCUAUUUUUGUAGAUGCUGACACUGAGAUUCAUAGCGCCUAAGUAACUUGUGCAAAGUCACAGAGCUAGUGAAUCUCAGUGUUUCUGUGGUUGGCAGGUGUUAAGAGAAGAGUCCCAAUGCACAGCCUGAGAUGCUUCCUCUCCAGGGUGGGUCUUUUAUCCAAACCAGGACUGCUCCCCUGGUGUGCCAGAAAACCUCCAGGUUGGUCACAGCUCUUUUUCGGCUCAGCAUGUAAGGGAAACUUCACCCGCGUGAUAGCCAAGAAGUGUCAGAGAGGACAGAAAAGUCAGAAGAAACUAAGCUAUCUUGGACCACUGGAUGGUUCCUGGCAUGAAAGGCUGGCCGAUGUUGUGACGCCACUCUGGAGGCUGCGCUAUGAAGAACAGCUCAAGGUUAAAUUUGAAGCUCAGAAGAAAAUUUUACAAAGACUAGAGUCUUACCUCCAAAUGCUCAACAGAGUCAAUGUGACAACAGCUGCACCCAAAUCCGAGGGGCUCUGUUGUCUUCUCCAUCCUAUUAUACCCUCUCCUGUCAUCGAUGGCUAUCGAAAUAAGUCCACCUUCUCUGUGAACCGAGGUCCAGAUGGCAAUCCAAAGACCGUGGGGUACUACCUGGGAAGUUGGAGAGACAGGAACAUCAUCUGUGUACGAUCUAACCUUCUGAAAAACAUCCCUGAGAAACACAAUCAAGUGGCCCAGUACUACGAAGCAUUCCUUCGACAGUCCCCAUUGGAGCCCUGCCUUCUGUUUCAUAAGGGUGGAUACUGGCGUGAGCUCAUAGUCCGCACAAAUAGCCAAGGGCACACAAUGGCCAUCAUCACUUUCCAUCCCCAGGAAUUAACACAGGAGGAACUCUGUGUUCAGAAGGAGACUGUAAAGGAGUUUUUCACCAAGGGGCCAGGAGCAGUCUGUGACUUGACAUCACUUUACUUCCAGGAAAGCACCAUGACCCGUUGCAGUCAUCAGCAAUCCCCCUACCAGCUCCUACUUGGGGAACCCCACAUCUUUGAAGAUCUCUUGGGCUUGAAGAUCCGUAUUUCUCCAGAUGCCUUUUUCCAGAUUAAUACUGCUGGUGCAGAGAUGCUGUAUCGGACCGUGGGGGAGCUGAGUGGAGUGAACUCUAACACCAUCCUCCUUGACAUCUGCUGCGGAACUGGUGUGAUUGGCCUCUCUCUGGCUCAGUAUACCUCCCAGGUCCUUGGGAUUGAGUUGGUGGAGCAGGCAGUAGAGGAUGCCAGGUGGACUGCAGCCUUCAACGGCAUCACCAACUGUGAAUUCCACGCUGGUCGAGCAGAGAAGAUUUUGCCGCAGCUACUAAAGUCAAAGGAAGAUGGACAGUUAAUUGUCGCUGUAGUGAACCCAGCCCGGGCAGGAUUGCAUUACCAGGUGGUUCAAGCCAUUCGAAACUGCAGGGCCAUCUGCACACUGGUUUUUGUUUCCUGCAAGCCGCAUGGUGAAACCACAAGGAACAUCAUUGAGCUGUGCUGUCCUCCAAACUCUGCUAAGAAGCUCUUCGGCGAGCCUUUUGUCCUGAGACAAGCUGUGCCUGUGGAUCUGUUCCCGCACACCCCGCACUGUGAGCUGGUGCUCCUCUUCACUCGAUAAGCAGCCUCCUACAAGACUGCAGGCUCUUGGUUAAGGCUGAAGUUUCAGUAACUUUCAGGUUUGGCAUAUUGCUGCAUUGCAGACCUUGAGAGCAUUACCAGGGAAACCAAUCUUUGGAUCGUGAGCAGGAAGAAUAUAGGAGGCCUCUUAUCUGAGGUAGAUUUAUAACCUUAGCUUUCAGGUUCCCAUGCUGUCAUGAGUGUUUGCCUGGUUGUGACCACUCUUUGGCCUUGGAUCUGGACUGUUCCUUCCUUUUGCUGUCAGCCUGUCAUGGCUCCCUUGGUCCUAGUUUAUAGUCUUGUCUCCUCUGUCUGACUCUGCCUGUGGUGUGGUGACAACUGAGCAUUUCUCCGCAGCUGAUAAUAAUUUCACAUUGACUCAGGUCUCUGUAUUUGCCCAGAGAUUUUACUAGAUAUGUUCUGUGUUCGGGAGGUAGCCAAGGAUUAGAACUAGAAACAAGUCUAGCUUUUUAAAAGAGCAGAGUAAGCUACGAAGUGAUUGCAUGGUGACUGCAUGAUCUCAGUAGAGCUUCAUUCCUUUGGGUUUUUUUACGGUUUGAGGCUUCUAGAAUACCCUUUAAAAAUAUGGUUACUCCUACCAGGAAUAACACCAACUAGCUCUCACCUCUGGAGGGAGAAUUGGUCAUAGUAGUGACCUUAAUGGGAAAGGAGAUCUUCAAGGAAGAGACUGAAUACCUAUAAUUGUGCUGUGUGAUAUGGAGGCAGAAAGCUCCAGAAUCCCCUAAUGAUCCAGUGUACACUAUAAUAAAUUGGAUAUUGAAAUGGACA